Messenger RNA from Thamnophis elegans (Western terrestrial garter snake), 486 nucleotides. It is a transcript of the gene CNIH3, whose product is annotated as cornichon family AMPA receptor auxiliary protein 3. Gene Ontology annotation, cellular component: synapse; dendrite. The record is from RefSeq and is a predicted model, not a curated record. NCBI's taxonomy places the organism in Eukaryota, Metazoa, Chordata, Lepidosauria, Squamata, Natricidae. The transcript has 6 exons. Gene Ontology annotation, biological process: vesicle-mediated transport; regulation of AMPA receptor activity.
AUGGCCUUCACGUUUGCUGCCUUCUGCUACAUGCUCUCCCUGGUCUUGUGCGCUGCUUUGAUCUUCUUCGCCAUCUGGCAUAUAAUUGCAUUUGAUGAGUUAAAGACAGACUUCAAGAGUCCUAUAGACCAGUGCAACCCAACACAUGCGUAAAGGGAGCGGUUGAGAAACAUUGAACGGAUCUGCUUUCUUCUGAGAAAGUUAGUGUUGCCAGAAUAUUCCAUCCAUAGCCUUUUCUGCAUAAUGUUUAUGUGUGCUCAAGAAUGGUUAACUAUGGGCUUGAAUAUCCCCCUGCUUUUCUAUCAUUUUUGGAGGUAUUUCCAUUGUCCAGCAGACAGCACAGAGCUAGCCUACGAUCCACCUGCAGUUAUGAAUGCAGAUACCUUGCGUUAUUGUCAAAGGGAAGCCUGGUGUAAACUAGCUUUCUAUCUCCUCUCAUUCUUCUACUAUUUGUACUGCAUGAUCUACACUUUAGUGACUUCCUAA